AUGCCCACACAGAGCCUGGCAUUCCCGGUGAAUACCCGGAUGCAGAGUAAAAUGAUCAGCUUUGGUGGCAAUCCAAAAGAACACCACCAGCUGCAUACAUACGAAAAGAAUUCGCCCUGUGGAGGGCGAGAAUUUAAGACCGGCCCGUCAUGGGGUCAGGGCCAUACAUACUUAGCGCCAACGCUCUGUGCUUCCUUUUUCUUCACGAGAAGAGGGAGGGCUUCGGGCAGGAAUCCUGCCGUCGGGCGCCCCCUCUAUGUCCUGCAGCACAUAACAGAGCAUGAAGCCAUCGCAAAGAGGAGUCCGUUAGAAAACUCUGCUUUACAAGGAUGA
This is a messenger RNA of Nannizzia gypsea CBS 118893, 333 nucleotides long. RefSeq lists its product as hypothetical. Bases 1 to 333 code for a protein of 110 amino acids. The record is from RefSeq and is a predicted model, not a curated record. The transcript is spliced from 3 exons. NCBI's taxonomy places the organism in Eukaryota, Fungi, Ascomycota, Eurotiomycetes, Onygenales, Arthrodermataceae.